AUGUGGGCCAGGCAAGGCCGCACAGAGGACACACUGGCAUCAUCAUCGGUGGCGGUGGGGCGGCUGGUGCUGCCUCGCCUCGUGGCGCGCUGCCAUGCCAUUCUGCACCGCUUCACUAAAGACUCCCUGCAAGCAGGGUCAGCAGCCAUGCCGGCAGUGCGGCUGGCGGAGAUGCUGCUGCUGCUGCAGGAGUUGGUGCGCCUCGUGCUGCACCCCCUCGUCGCUGCCGCACUGGACGUGCCCAUCGCGCCCAAGGCCAGUGCAGAGGCGCACGUCACGGCGCAGGCAGCAGCAGCCGGGGACACGCUCACCAGGGGUGAGCUGGAGCGGCCAUGGGAGCGGGACAGCGCAGCGCGGCGGUUUGUGGACAGCGAGGGGCGGCAGCUGGGGUGGCAGCGAGCGCACCUGCUGCUGCUCUACUCGCCCCUCUGCGACCUCGUCUUCCUCCGGUACACUUUCCACACUUCUCCCGUCCCCCGUCCCCCUCCCCCCCCCUUAAAACACGAAAACCUCACAGAACCCUCUACAGGCAACCCCACACCACUAGUGCCGUGCGCUCUUGCUACUGGCAUCAUCAGGUGUGACGGAACGAGGAGAAAUGCAAGCUCUGGGUCUCUGGGGAUGUCGAAACAAGAUGUGAGGUAG
Molecule: messenger RNA, 645 nt
Organism: Closterium sp. Naga37s-1
Lineage: Eukaryota; Viridiplantae; Streptophyta; Zygnematophyceae; Desmidiales; Closteriaceae
Source: the annotation of a GenBank genome assembly